AUCUUGUUGGCACUCCCACUAGUCAUCCCCCUCCCCAUAGCUUGUUAUCUGCAUCUGCAUCACUGGAGCCGAUCACUCAGCAUCAAUCAAUCAAUAAUCUUGACGUGAAUCCUUCGUCAAACAAAAGUCUCUCCCCUCCCCACCCAAUCAUCGGCCCGUCCAAUCCACUUCAACCCAGCCAAGCCCAAACAAGGGGAAUUCCCACUGAGGCCAGCUUGCCUUUGCUCUUUGCCUCCAAGAAAUCGGGAACUUGCACCGCACCGCACCCACCGCACGCUUCUCUCUCUUUCCCAGCUCCACUACGUCGAAUGGAUGCAUCAUUCCAACGCCGGCGACCCAGUUCCAGUCCCUCCUUUAUCUUCCCCUUCCCCUUCUGCUUCUCCUUCCCUUAGUCCUUCCCUUCAUGUCCCCCCUGCGGACCCUUCCUCUCCAUUUCGUUCGGAUCGACCGCGGCUUUCCUCAGAGGUGGAACUUCAACAUUUAGCAUGCAGCACCGCCAACCGUGGACCUUUUAAUAAUAAACUAGACCCUCGUUACACAGACCACUCCUCCUCCGAUCAUCAUCCCGGGGAUCCCGCUCUUCUCUCCUCCGACCACGACGAGUCAGACACAGACUCGCACGAAACUCACGACGAACCUCUCCUUUCCCAACUCGCCUCCCGCCGUGGCCGUGCCCAGAUGAAGCGUAAAGGCCGCACGGUCACCAAACGUCGCUCGAAGCCAUCGCUGACCAUCUCGACGGGCCAGAACGGCUACGCGAGCGAGAGCAUGGAUUCCUCCAUCGAGAUGCGCAAGAGGGAAACCUCCAUUGAGUCUUCUGCGGGCCGGGCCAACCGUCUCAUGGCGCGUCCCAGCUUCAGCCUCGACCACGAUCCCCCCAUGACCCCGCAAACCCCCGCCAUGACGACCACCUCGUUUGCCAACCUUCCCGCGAGCGACCGGAGAAACUUCAUGCUGCUGUGUGUGCUCUACUUCCUCCAGGGGAUCCCCAUGGGCCUGGCUACGGGGUCGGUGCCCUUCCUGCUGAAGCCCUACCUCUCGUACGGCCAGAUCGGCAUCUUCUCGCUCGCCUCCUACCCCUACUCGCUCAAAUUGCUGUGGAGUCCGAUCGUGGAUGCCAUCUGGAGCCGCCGGUUUGGGCGGCGGAAGAGCUGGAUCACACCGGUGCAGGUCAUCGCGGGGCUGGCCAUGAUCUACCUGGGCGGGCGCAUCGACGAGAUGAUGGAGGCGGCGGGCGCCAACGGCGGCGCGGGCGUGUGGAAGUUCACCUACUGGUGGUUCCUGCUGGUGUUCUUCUGCGCCACGCAGGACAUCGCCGUGGACGGCUGGGCCAUCACGCUCAUGUCGCCGCCCAACAUCUCCUACGCGUCGACGGCGCAGACGGUCGGCCUGACCGCGGGCCACUUUCUGUCGUACACGGUGUUCCUGGCCUUCAACUCCGAGGACUUUGCCAACCGGUGGUUCCGCAGCGCUCCGGCCUCCGGGGGUCUGCUGUCGCUGGGCUCGUACCUGGUCUUCUGGGGGUGGGCCUACAUCGUGGUGACCACGCUGCUGGCCCUGAUGAAGAAGGAGGACCGGACGCACGAGCGCGACAGCAUCAGCGAUGUCUAUCGGAGCAUGUGGAGCGUGCUGAAGCUCAAGAACAUCCACACGAUCAUCUUGGUGCAUCUGAUCGCCAAGAUCGGCUUCCAGGCCAACGACGGCGUGACCAGCUUGAAGCUGCUGGACAAGGGCUUCGGCCAGGACAACAUGGCGCUGGUCGUGCUGAUCGACUUUCCUUUCGAGAUCGGGCUGGGCUACUAUGCGGGCAAGUGGUCGACCGAGUACACGCCGAUGCGCCUGUGGUGCUGGGCGUUUAUGGGCCGGCUGGCGGCGGCCGUGCUGGCGCAGGUGACGGUGAUGAUCUUCCCGGCGGGCGACGCCGUGCCGUUCUGGUACCUGUUGACAGUGAUCGGCGAGCACAUCUUCUCGACGUUCAUGAACACGGUCAUGUUUGUGGCGGUGUCGGCCUUCCAUGCGCGCAUCGCCGACCCGAGCAUCGGGGGCACCUACAUGACAAUGUUGGCCACGGUGUCGAAUCUGGGCGGUACGUUCCCGCGGUACUUUAUCCUCAAGCUGGUGGACAUGUUCACGGAGGCGACCUGUGUGCCGCCGACGGUGGCGCCGAGCGCCGAGGCUCUCAAGGGCGAGCUGGUCACACAGGCCUUUUCUUGUGCGCUGGAGCCCGACCGCAACCGGUGUGUGCACGGGGGUGGCACCUGCAACGUGAUCCACGACGGCUACUACACGACGAAUAUCCUGUGCGUGGUGAUCGGGGUGGUGACGUUCGUGUUCUUCAUCAAGCCGGCGGUGCUGAAGUUGCAGGGGUUGCCUCUGCGGGCAUGGCGGUUAGGGCCGGGGCGGCAGUAGAGGAGUGUGGUGUGUACUAGGUAGAUAGGAGAUGAGAUAUGUAUUAAUAGAAUAAGGGUUGAGUUGUCGGUGACUCCGUCCAGGGUACCUACCAGGGUUGGUGAGGUGAAACAGGCUG
Messenger RNA from Aspergillus brunneoviolaceus CBS 621.78, 2527 nucleotides. RefSeq names its product SD08430p. The transcript is spliced from 2 exons. The record is from RefSeq and is a predicted model, not a curated record. NCBI's taxonomy places the organism in Eukaryota, Fungi, Ascomycota, Eurotiomycetes, Eurotiales, Aspergillaceae. Gene Ontology annotation, cellular component: membrane. Gene Ontology annotation, molecular function: acetyl-CoA transmembrane transporter activity. The coding region runs from base 313 to 2409 and encodes 698 amino acids.